GAAGAUUGGUUGAGGAGAGGGUACUGUCAGGAGGCCAAGACAUAUGGUGAUGUUCCACUGCGUGUUGGAUUUAGACCCAGAAAAAUCACAGUAUUUCUCAAUCCAGCUGCUCAUGAUGGAAAAGCGAGAAAAUUAUUUGAAAAGAACGCAGCUCCUAUUUUAUACUUGGCAGGAAUGGAAGUCAAUGUUGUUAAGACUGAGUAUGAAGGACAAGUCAAACAGUUUUUAAACGUAGUAGAAAGUAAAGAUACAGAUGGUAUUAUAGUUGCUGGGGGUGAUGGAACUUUACUAGAGGCUGUGACAGGAUUUAUGAGAAAAGAAGAUAAGAAAUUCCGUAACACGGUACCUAUUGGUAUUAUACCACUGGGAAUAACUAAUAAAUUCGCUCAGAUUGUUUAUGGUUCAGAUAUAGAAAGUGUCAGAUUUAUUUGUGAAGCAGCUAUGGCAGUAGUGAAAGGAGUCAGUCAAAAAUAUGAUGUGAUGAAAAUUGACGUAAGUUUUUUAAUUUUGAAGAGAUUGUUAAGACAUCUAAACUUUAUAUAUAUAUAUAUUGAUUAUUGA
Lottia gigantea (owl limpet) is the source of this 561-nucleotide messenger RNA. RefSeq lists its product as hypothetical. Gene Ontology annotation, cellular component: TIM22 mitochondrial import inner membrane insertion complex; mitochondrion. Gene Ontology annotation, molecular function: acylglycerol kinase activity; ATP-dependent diacylglycerol kinase activity; ceramide kinase activity. The transcript has 7 exons. The annotation marks the transcript as partial. Gene Ontology annotation, biological process: protein insertion into mitochondrial inner membrane; ceramide biosynthetic process. Lineage: Eukaryota; Metazoa; Mollusca; Gastropoda; Lottiidae. The record is from RefSeq and is a predicted model, not a curated record.